Molecule: messenger RNA, 1643 nt
Organism: Gekko japonicus
Lineage: Eukaryota; Metazoa; Chordata; Lepidosauria; Squamata; Gekkonidae
Gene: GGH
Product: gamma-glutamyl hydrolase
Exons: 9
Coding region: 42-1025 (327 amino acids)
Biological process (GO): tetrahydrofolylpolyglutamate metabolic process
Cellular component (GO): vacuole
Molecular function (GO): gamma-glutamyl-peptidase activity
Source: RefSeq, a predicted model, not a curated record
GGCGCGCGACACUGCGCGGCAGGGGGACUGCUGGGAGCUUAAUGGACAUGCCGACCCGCACAAGAGUUGUCUACGUGCUGGCCGCUUGCUGCCUUGUCGGUCUCUACUGCAGCCCCGUAGCAAUCUCCUUGCUGUUACGGAGCCUCCCGGAGGACAUCGGGAAUGAGAGACCCAUCCUUGGGAUUUUGGCACAGGAGACUGACAAAAGCUUUCAAAAACAUGGAAGUUCUUAUAUUGCUGCUUCGUACGUAAAAUUUAUUGAAUCUGCUGGAGCUCGCGUAGUACCAAUAAGACUAAAUCGUUCAGAUGAAGAAUAUAAUAAGAUUUUCCACUCUAUUAAUGGGAUACUUUAUCCUGGAGGUGGUGCUGACCUUAAGACGUCUGAAUUUUCCAGGGUUGCGAAGAUAUUCUACGAUAAAGCACUAGAGGCUAAUGAGAAAGGAGACUAUUUUCCCAUAUGGGGAACAUGCCUGGGACACCAACUGCUCAGCUAUCUCACUAGCGGAGAGGACCUGCUUACUUGGACUAAUACCGAUAAUUUUGCACUUCCACUGAAUUUUACGAAAGUUGCCAAAGACAGCAAGAUGUUUGCCAAUUUCCCUGAUGACUUGCUGCAGGAGAUGGCUUCUGAGCCUGUGACUUCAAACUUCCAUUUCUGGAGCCUCUCUGUGCAGAAUUUUUCAACCAAUGAGAUAUUGCGCCAUUUCUAUAAGAUCUUGACAACUAAUGUCCAUGACAAUGUAUUGUUUAUAUCCACCAUGGAAGCUUAUUCAUACCCAUUGUAUGGUGUCCAGUGGCAUCCAGAGAAAAAUCCAUUUGAAUGGAGGAAUGGAACAGGCAUACCACAUUCUCGAGCAGCUGUGAAAGUAACGUAUUACAUCGCUGACUUCUUAGUUAAUGAAGCCCGGAAGAGCAACCAUCGCUUUCCCAGCAAAAAAGAAGAGACAGAGGCACUGAUUUACAAUUUUAACCCUGUUUUCACUGGGACAUUUUCUUCAUUUGAGCAGGCUUAUUUUUUUGACUAAGUCCUCAGAGGUCCUCUGGCAGAGAUCAUUUUGAAAUUCUUCGGCAUCGGUAUGUUUUGGAAAAUGAAUGCAAAGCAUUGCAAAUAGCAAGAAUGCAGGUGACUUAUCAUUCCUUCUAAAAUUAUUUUUCUCACGUUCUCUGUAGAAUUACACUUCUUGUUUUCAGUUUCUAGGAAGGAUCUCUGUUGAAAGCCCCAGUGAAAUAACUGGGAAGCUGUGCAAGUACAUCGUGAUCAAUGAGACAUGUGUAGGAGAAUUUCCCUGGGGACCGUACCCCAAAUCCUUAUUCACAAACAGAGAACAACACGUGGUAGAGUCUGUUCUUGCACAAAUCCCAUGGAUCAGAAUGAGACACAAGCAGCACUUGGGUGGUUUGUGCUCAUAGCCUAUAAUCUGCAAACCACACAGUUCCUGUACGCAUUGCGGAAGUUUCCACCCUCCAAAGGGGGAAAGAUCAGAGGAAUCCAUCUAAUGGCCCUGUGUACAGGAAUAGGCCCUUCUUCUGCCAUGUGCUGGUGGUAAACGACAGAGCUGACCUUUGUCCUGGUUUAGUUCAUGGUAUACAGUUUGGUUUGUUCAUUUUCAGCAUCUCUCUGUAAUUGCACUGUUAGCUCCCCC